Messenger RNA from Fusarium venenatum, 843 nucleotides. RefSeq lists its product as uncharacterized. The record is from RefSeq and is a predicted model, not a curated record. Lineage: Eukaryota; Fungi; Ascomycota; Sordariomycetes; Hypocreales; Nectriaceae. Gene Ontology annotation, molecular function: acetylpyruvate hydrolase activity.
AUGUCAAUCCAACGCCUCGUCCGGUUUGUGUCAAAUGAUGAUGGCAAGACUCAUUAUGGUGCCGCCAACGAGUCCCUUAAGACCGCAAGGAUCCUUGAGUCCGGAAGCCCAUUCGCCUCCUCAGCUCAGCUUUCCGACAAGGAGCAUACAAUUCAGAAGCUUCUAUGCCCCGUUGAUCUAGAUGAUGCCCGAUCUGUUGUUUGCAUUGGUCUCAACUACACGGAUCACGCAGAAGAGGCUCAAAUGCCUAUUCCCAAAGUGCCUGUCGUCUUUUUCAAGCCCGUAACAGCACUUACUGGUCCCCACGACGAUCUCGUCCUUCCCCGUACUUCUUGGGAGAAGGGAAGGUUGGACUACGAAUCGGAAUUGGUUAUUGUGAUUGGCAAGAAGGCCACAAGAGUGUCUAAAGAGAAUGCGCUCGACCACGUUUUUGGCUACACAGCCGGAAAUGAUAUCUCCAACAGAGCAUGGCAGCUAGAGCCCCAACUAGGCGGAGGACAAUGGUGCUACUCAAAGUGUUUCGACUGCUCAGCACCCAUUGGCCCAGCUAUCGUCUCGAAGGAUAUUCUAGGGUCUGCCGUUGGCCUUGGAAUUCGUGGCACACUCAACGACACACAGCUACAAGAUGGUAACACGAACAACAUGAUUUUUGGAGUUGCUGAAAUCGUGUCCUUCUUGAGUCAAGGCAUGACUCUUCUGCCUGGGACUUUCAUCUUCACUGGAACUCCAGCUGGUGUUGGCUUUGGCAAGAAGCCCCAGAUUAGCAUGAAAGAAGGUGAUAUCACAAAGGUAGAGAUUGAUGGUAUUGGGACCAUUGCCAAUAAGGUCGUAUACGAGCAGUAG